UAAAUUUAUCAAUUUCGCUGUCAAUAUAAAUAGAGUUUAAUGGAAAACAUUGUACACACAUUCUUCUGCCAGUGCGAUGCAUGUCGUCGAUUUCUUUUUUUUGUAUUAUGUUUCUCAAAAAAAACGACAUUUGAAAACUGGUGAACUCACUUAAUCAAACACCAAUAUAUUUGUAAAUUAACUACAAAUCUAAUAGCUUGAUCUAGAAAGGACUGUUGAAUCAUUUGAAUAAUAUCCUAAAUUGAAUAUUGCUUGAAGGAAUUUAUCACCAACCAAGACCAAAAUGGCUCCAGGUGCGUUGCAGCAAAGACAAAUGAUUUCCUCGCCGAGUAUUAAACCGCAGUUUAAUUUUACAUUCAAUGCAAACGAAAAUCGUGCGGGUCUGUCGUCCAGAGAUGAAUUCGGAAACAUUAUUCAUCAACUUACACAGACCGAUCCAUUUCCCGUCAGUGGUGAAUCGCCACCUCGAGUGAUAAAAACACACGCGGCGAUCAGGACCGAACACUAUCUGUUAAACACCAAUUUCGAUGAUCUGGACCGGAUACGGAAUUCCAUGCAUCCGAGAGAUGUAGAAAACGCCGUCAACAAGUAUUCGCUGUACGUGGAAAACACUGUCAAAGGGCUGGUUGCCGGCAAGUUCGCCGAAGCUCAAGGACCGAACCUGCUCAACAAACUGUACAACUUGAUGUGCCUCGCGACGACGAUUCGCGAGCUCAACAGUUUGCUGCGCAACAAGUUCCGGGACUGUGGUGGAACGAAUUUGUUGAUAAACAACUGUGAUUCCAAUGACCCGAGACUCCAAUACUCCAGCGCCAGGCUAUUGGUGGAAUGCCUAGACUCAGCUAAUCUAGAUUACGUGGUCCAACACGGUCUGGUUAAAGUCAUGCACGUGGUGCACGCGUUUAGGCGUCAAGAGCAGAGUACGGUCGUCCAAUCAAAAGUCAGCACUGGUUUACUCGCAAAAUUAUUCGGACACAGCGAGGGCACGUGUAUGCGUGUAAUUCGACUUCAGGGUUUAGACGUACUUUUGGCGGAAUGCCAAAGUCGGGAUACCGUGACUCUGCGAAAUUGCGCACGCGCACUCGCAAACUUAUCGCUGUACGGCGGCACCGAGAUUCACCAUCUGAUGGUCCUUCGUCACGCGCACGCCUGGCUGUUUACGUUGGCGUUCAACGUGGACGAGAUCGUCGAAUAUUACGCCCUACUGGCCACGGCCGUAUUGGCGGCCGACAAAACCAUCGAGGCGGCCAUGGUCAAGUGCGACACGAUGGAUCUGAUCGACCGCUUCCUCGCCACGCACGUCCCGGCGGAUCUCGUCAGAAUYGACGCACAGGUCGGUCAAGUGUUGGGUCAGAGGCGGCGUUGGCUGCAGUGGCUCGUCCCGGUCUUGAGCUGCGACCGUUGCGCGGCGCACACUUUGGCCGCCUUUCAUUUUUGCGCGGAAGCCGACCCCGCGUGUCAGCUCCGCCACGGCGAGAUCACCGGAACUUUCAGGACGAUCGGCGCCGUUGAACCGUUGAAAAAGUUGGCCGGUUCCCUCAACGACGUCGCUUCCGGGUUAGCGGCACAAGCGUUGCGGGGUAUCGGCGAACAAGUGCCGCGGCCGCUCAGCCAGAAAGUACCGCUGUGGAUGGCCGAAGACGUCCUCCAGUGGGCCAAAAGUACUGGUUUCGAAGAGUUGGCCGAACGCUUGGUGGACGAUCGGAUUGGCUGUGUGGACGGCAAUCGGCUGUUGAUGUUGAACGAAAAACGCCUCCAAGAACAUGUUGGGAUACAGAAUGGAAUUAUGCGACUAAGAUUUAUGAGGGAAUUACACAAGUUAAAACAGUUGACCGAUUAUAGAUGUAUAGAUCCGACCAAUUUAAACUCGUUUUUACAAUCGAUUGGGCCAGAGUUCUCUGUUUAUACGUAUUGUAUGUUGAAUGCUGGRUUUGACAGUGAAUCGAUCAGGUACAUAACGGAUGACGAACUCACAUCCAAGUGUGGAAUCACAAACGGUAUUCAUCGCAGUGUGAUACUAAAUUAUAUCAAAGAUAAUUAAUGUUGACAUUUUAAMGGUAAAAUCAACAAUUCUUUUUCUCUUUGAUUUUACAUAAAUUGGUACUGGGUACAUAAACCAAUGGAAAGAAAAACCAAAUAUUUGAAGAAUUUAUCAUAAAUUUUAUUUGACCAAGUAAAACUUAAUUUACUAUUUUAGUAAU
Diuraphis noxia (Russian wheat aphid) is the source of this 2201-nucleotide messenger RNA. RefSeq names its product NAD(+) hydrolase sarm1-like. The record is from RefSeq and is a predicted model, not a curated record. Gene Ontology annotation, cellular component: dendrite. Gene Ontology annotation, biological process: response to axon injury; negative regulation of MyD88-independent toll-like receptor signaling pathway. Gene Ontology annotation, molecular function: protein binding; signaling adaptor activity; NAD+ nucleosidase activity. NCBI's taxonomy places the organism in Eukaryota, Metazoa, Arthropoda, Insecta, Hemiptera, Aphididae.